Acanthosepion pharaonis is the source of this 633-nucleotide messenger RNA. The record is from the annotation of a GenBank genome assembly. Lineage: Eukaryota; Metazoa; Mollusca; Cephalopoda; Sepiida; Sepiidae.
AUGAAAUUUUGUUUUUCUCUACUUAUUUCAUCUAACUCUCUUUCUCUCUCUCUCUCUUAUCUGUUAUCUUCCUCUCUUCCUCACUCUCUUUCUUCCUCUCUCUACUUCUCUCUUUCCACCUCUCUCCUUCUCUCCUAUCUUCCUCCAUUACUUUGCUUCUCUAUCUCCCACUCUCCUCCCUUACUCUUUCCACCUCUCUCUCCAUUUCCUUCUCUCCAGCUCUCCUCUUUCUCCCCAACUCUUUCUCUCUCUCUCUCCACUUCUCUCUCCCUCCAACUCUUUCCCUCUCUCCACCUCUCUCUCCUUUUUUCUCUCACUCCCUAUACUCUCUCACUGUGCACUCACAUCACAGAUAUAGGAGUUGGUUAUUUAUCAACCAUGACGUCAUUGAUAAAGCUCUACCUGCGGUGGUGUACACAGGUGCGGGAUUAUGGCUUACAGCAUUUGUAUUCUAUGCGAAACCUUCGCGUCUUAUCUUUAGCCGGCUGUUCCCAAGUGACCAGUCAUGGCCUUUGUGGAUUGGUCAAUUUGCGUAACCUUGAGGAACUUGAGCUGACCAACUGUAAUAGUGCUGCUGUAGAUUUAUGCCAAUAUUUACGAGACAACAUCCCUGGUUGUUUGGUUCUGGAAUAA